AUGCUGCAGUUUGGGUCUGAAUGCAUUAGGAGUGUGGUGGCCCCUUCUGACAAACGCCGCGCUCUUGUUAAGAGGCAGCAAUGGGCAGCAGCAAUAUGGCAGCAGCAGCAGCAGCAGCAGCAGCAGCAGCAGCAGCAGCAGCAGCAGCAGCAGCAGCAGCAGCAGCAGCAAAAUGCUGCUGCUGCUGCUGCUGCUGCUGCUGCUGGAGGGGGUGGAGGAGACGAUCCCAAUGUGCCGUCUUCUCAACCGAGCCUGACGGUCUUCAUUGGCGACUCGCUUGGAGACAUAGCUGCCUUUUUGCAUGCAGACAUUUCUAUUCUUGUUGGCUACGACCCCACAUCAAAAGUAAGUUUCUAG
Messenger RNA from Eimeria mitis, 357 nucleotides. RefSeq lists its product as uncharacterized. The coding region runs from base 1 to 357 and encodes 118 amino acids. The transcript is spliced from 3 exons. NCBI's taxonomy places the organism in Eukaryota, Apicomplexa, Conoidasida, Eucoccidiorida, Eimeriidae. The record is from RefSeq and is a predicted model, not a curated record.